Molecule: messenger RNA, 759 nt
Organism: Daphnia carinata
Lineage: Eukaryota; Metazoa; Arthropoda; Branchiopoda; Diplostraca; Daphniidae
Gene: Mob4
Product: MOB-like protein phocein
Exons: 6
Coding region: 51-734 (227 amino acids)
Cellular component (GO): cytoplasm
Source: RefSeq, a predicted model, not a curated record
GACAAUAUCGGUUUUUGUUUUGUCUGUGUAGUUAUUUUAAUUACGAUAAAAUGGCGGAUGUUGAGUGUCGAACGGAGAGAAGAAAUCGACCGGGAACGAAGACUGUUGAAUAUUACCGUUGGCCCGAAGAACUGUUUGAAGAAAUGGACAGUACCUUGGCCGUCCAGCAAUACAUUCAACAGCUUAUUCGUAAGGAUUUUACUGCAAUCGAUGAAAUCCUUAAAGCCCCAGAUUCUCAAGACGAAGGUGUUUGGAAAUAUGAACACCUAAGACAAUUUUGUAUGGAAUUGAAUGGAAUAGCAGUCAAACUUCAAAAUGAGUGCCAUCCUGAAUCUUGCACACAAAUGACAGCAACUGACCAAUGGAUUUUUUUGUGUGCUGCACACAAAACUCCUAAAGAAUGUCCUGCCAUUGAUUACACUAGGCAUACAUUAGAUGGUGCUGCUUGUCUUCUUAACAGUAACAAGUAUUUUCCAAGUCGCAUAAGUAUUAAAGAAUCUUCAGUGGCAAAACUGGGAUCGGUAUGUCGUCGAGUCUACAGAAUUUUUUCUCAUGCGUAUUUUCACCACCGUAAUCUUUUUGAUGAAUUUGAGAACGAGACUUUCCUUUGUCGGCGUUUUACCGAAUUUGUAACAAAAUAUAACCUCAUGUCGAAAGAAAUAUUGAUUGUGCCGAUUUUCGAGGAAGUUGAUGCGAGUGGUUUUAUAGGACAUGCAGCAGAGUCUGAAGCAUAAGCAAGAAUGGACAAAAGUGUCUGAG